This is a messenger RNA of Grus americana (Whooping crane), 3905 nucleotides long. It is a transcript of the gene GALK2, whose product is annotated as galactokinase 2. Bases 241 to 1617 code for a protein of 458 amino acids. The record is from RefSeq and is a predicted model, not a curated record. Lineage: Eukaryota; Metazoa; Chordata; Aves; Gruiformes; Gruidae. The transcript has 10 exons. Gene Ontology annotation, cellular component: cytosol; cytoplasm. Gene Ontology annotation, molecular function: ATP binding; galactokinase activity. Gene Ontology annotation, biological process: galactose metabolic process; carbohydrate phosphorylation.
UGGGUGAGGAGCCGAGGACAGACCAACCCCACAGCCUGCAGGGUGCCAGUGUGCCCGCGAGACAGCCCUGGGGGUUGAGCACCGUCGCCUCAGCGGUGCCCUGCCGCCGGGGCGGGGAGAAGGCCGGGCUGCCAGCUCCGUCGCCCGGAAGGACGGUGUCUGUCUGUCCCGUGACCGCAGUCCAGCCAGAGCCGCCGCGCCGCUGCCCGCCUCAGCCAGGGGCUGGCGGGGGGAGCCGCUAUGGCGGCAGACGCCCCCGGCACUUUCCCGGUUCAGCUGGUGGAGCAGCCCAGAUUGCAGAAGCUGAAGGAGACAUUUAUAUCAAAAUUUGGAUCGGCUCCCAAGUUUUAUGUUCGUGCACCAGGGCGAGUCAACUUAAUAGGAGAACACAUAGACUACUGUGGUUACGCCGUGCUCCCUAUGGCUAUAGAACAGGAUAUACUGAUUGCAGUAGACCCUGUAAAAACUCAAGUUGUGCAACUGGCAAAUAUCAAUUCUUUGUACUUGGAUUUCAGUACCAGUGUUAAUAACAUUCAGAUUAACAAAACCAAACCUCAAUGGCAUAACUACUUCCUGUGUGGACUGAAGGGUAUUCAGGAACAUUUUGGUCUUAAUAACCCAACUGGAAUGAAUUGUCUGCUAGAUGGAACCAUCCCUCCAAGUUCUGGUCUCUCUAGCUCCAGUGCUUUGGUGUGCUGUGCAGGACUCGUGACACUAAGAGCUAAUGGAAAAACCCUCUCUAAGGUAGAACUUGCAGAAAUUUGCACAAAGAGCGAACGUUAUAUUGGCACAGAAGGUGGAGGAAUGGACCAGUCGAUCUCUUUUCUGGCAGAAGAAGGAACUGCCAAGUUGAUAGAGUUCAGUCCUCUGAAGGCAACUGAUGUUAGACUUCCAAGUGGAGCAGCGUUUGUUAUUGCUAACAGUUGUGUUGAAAUGAAUAAAGCAGCAACUUCUCAUUACAAUAUUAGGGUAAUGGAGUGUCGUCUGGCUACAAAGCUUCUCUCCAAGUCAAAAGACUUGGACUGGAAAACAAUGUUGAGACUCCAUGAUGUGCAAACCAAGCUAGGAGUUAGCCUGGCGGAAAUGCUGACCAUUGUUGAGGACGUAUUACAUCCUGAGCCUUACAGCACAGAGGAAAUUUGUAAAUGCCUGGGAAUUAGCCUGGAGGAGCUCCGCUCUCAGAUCCUUAGUCAAAACACGCAAGAUGUUUCCACCUUUAAGUUAUACCAGCGUGCAAAGCAUGUGUAUAGUGAAGCUGCCAGAGUGCUGGAAUUUCAGAAGAUAUGCAACGAAGCACCUGCCAAUGCACUCCAGCUGCUGGGGGAACUAAUGAACCAGAGCUAUAUCAGCUGCAGGGAAAUGUAUGAAUGCAGCUGUCCUGAACUGGAUCGGCUGGUAGACAUCUGCCUGCAAUUUGGGGCCAUUGGGUCACGCCUGACUGGAGCUGGAUGGGGUGGCUGCACUGUGUCAAUGGUGCCUACUGACAAGCUGAAUACUUUCCUAAAAAAUGUAAAAAAAGCUUAUUACCAAACCGAUGUCCAAAGGUUAGCACUGGAGAAUAAUAGUCUGUUUGCUACCAAACCUGGAAGAGGAGCUUUGGUUUUUGUUGAGGCCUAAAGAAGGUAAAAAUUUUAAAGAAAAUAUGUAGGGCAUUUAGAACUGGCAGUACUUCCCAUGCCACAGCAAAUUGAAUGCCUUUUCGGGGUUUUACUGCAAUGACCAGUUGCUAUUAUCAAAAUACAUUCCUGAUAGAAGCAACUAAAAGAAAACUCUGUGAUUAUAAAGUCUUUUUUUUUUCCAUACUAAAAAUAUCUUUCAGUGUAAACUUUGAUUUACAAAACCUAUUAACAAGGAAAACGGAAAUUGAAAUAAAGACAAUACUUUGUUACAGUGCAUCUCUCUCCUAUCUCCUUUACUGCCAUCAAAGUAAGACCAGGUGGAGCAAUGAGCUAUUUCAUUGGAGGUAGGAACCUUGCAAUGUUUGCAGGGCUGUUCAGUGCUUAUUCUCUUCAGGUACUGGAUAUUCUUUUGUUUAGAGUCUGCUGUAAAAAUGGAAGAUUAAACUGAAGCAUUCAAAAAUCGGACGGACCUUGCCAGACAUUAGAAGUUUUAUACUCUCCUCAAAUAGCAUUAUUACUGUUGUAAUUAAUGAUAAUAAUGGAGGAGCACCUAAAGGCCAAGUAAAACAUUAGGAAUAUAUUAUGUUAAGGAGGAAAACCUUCUAGCUAUGUUUUUGAUGUAUCCUUCUGUAAGGGUGACUCGUUACAAAAGUUUCAACAAAAAUGAAUGCUGUCUCUGAGCUGCACAAUAUGACAACAUACUCCCCUAAGUGAAUGAAUAAUGAAGCAAAGUUUGGUUCUGAGUUACCCAAACACCAUGUUCUAAUUGUUGAAUCCUAGCUGUGCUUCUAUAAGGUAGAAUUUUUGCAUUUUUAUGCAAAACUAUUACAAAGGAUUAAAUAUAAUCCAAUGACCAUUUAAAAAAGCAAUUAAAAUCUGUAAGGAAUAAUUAAGAAGAUAAUUCACUUGGUUGUACUAAGCAAAAGUAAAUAGGUAAGACCAAGAGUAAAUGUCAUUGACAAACUCCAGUCUUGCUCCCACUUUACACUCCUGACAACCUCAGGGCUGUAACUGCAAAGCCCUGCAAGUACAGCAUCCACAAUUCAUGGGUCAUCUCCUCAGCAGAAGUGACUGUUUGCAGAAAGAGGUGACUCUGCAUCAAGAUACCCCAUAGAUGUCCAAACCCAGCUUCCACGUGGAGAAUUAGGUUCCAGUGUCCUCACUCUCAUAGUGCGCAAACUUCCACACCUACAGUGAAAACUGAUGUUUUGCUAGCGUCAUAACCUUUGCAGCCAUAAAAGACGUAGCAAGGUUUGUCCCUGUGUGCAUUUUUGUGACGCUAAGCACAAGUUAAUGUCUAGAAGUCUGCAUCAAAUUAGAGAUCUCAGAAGGGAUCCUCUGUACGUUACCCAUGCUAAUUCAGGCCAAAACCAAAUUCUUAGAGGCUACUAAUUCUGUGAGAGGACUGUGCCAGAUUUGAACACAGCAGAUGAACAAGAGCCAACACAAGCUGCCAGAUCUUUUCAGGAACCUCAGAGGGGACAUAUAAUGGUAAUACUAUCACUAGACAAGAUCUCUGUUUUCUGACAACCAGGAAAAGGGGAACAGAGAGAUCAAGCAAAUCAAGAACUCCAGAGAGGAAAAGGAUGGGGCUGGACAUGAUGGGGAGAGGUGAAAAAAUGAGAUUUGGAGGGAGGAAAGUUAAAAGGAUGCAUUUGAGAAGAGGAAAGCAAGGGUUAAGGGAGACAGUUUCGAACAAGAGGCAGAAUUAUAGAAAGGUUUAAUCCCAAAACAUUUGCUAUCUAUGGAAAUUGAUUAUCUUGUAACCCAUUUGCAAUGUACACUAGAUACGUUGUACAUUAAACUAAACCUGUAAACAUAGGACUCCAAAAAAAUCAAACAACAGUAGGUAAAUAUCUUCAAGAAUCUCCAAGAUAACCUUAGAGACUGUAAAGAAAAUAAUGCCAUGCCAUGGUUUGUUACCGACUUACUAGAUACAAUCCUCAGUUUAAUUUGGCAAGUUCCUGUUCAAUAUCCUGUCAUAAAAAUGGAGUACAACACAGUACAUACCAAUCCUUUCAUUAAUAUAUUUGCAUUGAACUUUAGUUCAGCUGGAUUCAUGGAAGCACUAGUCAGGGUGGGAGCAGAAUAAAGAUAUAGUAGGGGCUUUUUUUCCUUCUUAAAAAGAACAUGACACACAAAGUCAUGGAAUCUUCCCAAAAACAUGCAGGCUGCAGUACAUUUCAAAGUCUCUCUGUCAAUGAAUCUUAUAAAUUAUAUUCUCAUAAACAAAGAAAUGGAAAAUAGAAAACUGGCACUGUAUAAAAAGAAUAAAACUGAAUGUUC